UACAAUCUGUAACAUUUACAGAUUUAAUCUGUCAGUAAUUUAGUUACUAAUAUAAUUAUAGUUGAUUAAAGUGUGUGAAACAUUUUAUUUUUCAAAGCUUCGAGUAUAUGUUGCCUUGUCCUGAAAUUUAUUUUUCCUUGACCUGAUGAAAGGUUCUACCAGCAGUGUAUCAUCGUACACUAAACAAAUUACAAUUAAGGGUUUAUUCACCAGCAUUGUUUGCCUGAAUAAUAUUUCCAAUUACAAUUUUCUGUGGCUUGGAGGAUGUCUUUUAUCGCUGCAGAAAUCAAAGGUUUUCAGGAAUUCCAAACGGAUGUUCUGCUGCAAGUUUUAAACUCCAAACGUUUACUUAUCGACCAUGUUGAGUUGCUGGAAGAGUGUCUGGAGGACACCGUAGGACAAACUAAACGCAAAUCUAAUUUUACUGCCAUCAGGCUUUUGCUGAGUUCGAUUCCUGUAGCAACAACUUUUUUGACCGGACAAUCUAGUCAUAAAUGGGUUUAUCCGCUGUCUGGGUUGACCGCAGCCUAUGGAACUAGUUGUUGCAUCAAAUGGGCUAACCAACAUCGUUUCCGACAGCAAAGAAAGUUACUUACGCGGUUUAUCCAAUCCCUGGAACAAUUCGAGAUGGCAGUUAAGAAGAAUCUACUUUUUUUGAACGAAAGUCAGCACAUACGAACGAUGCAAAUCGCACUGGAUAAAUCCGGACUGGAUGUUGGCUUCUAUGCUGCAAAUUGUGCAAAAUGUUGUAUUGAUACAAUCAAAGUGAUACAUGCUGCUGUACAGCACUUGGAACAGCAAUUUACGCUAACUCCAAAAUGGAAUGGUUUAUAUUCACCUAUAGAGCCAUUGGAAGAUUGCGAUAUGUUUUCUGAAGAAGCCGUUGCAAAUUUAGGUGAGCCAAAAGCAAUAAAGGAUAAUUACAACAUCUUUGCCUACAUCCAAUCUCAGUACUUAACGAGACUUGCGCUCUCAGUUGCAAGUGGCCUUUCGAAUUUUGCAUUUUUUAAUCUUCCUGAACUUUGUGAAAAACUGGAUGAUCAAAAAGCUUUAUGCAUGAAGCAUCUCAAUUUAAUAUUUGAUUCAAAUCGAGAACGUGCUCCGCGCGUUGAUAUCAAAGUACUUCCACCAGAGUUGUCCAACCUUCGAUCCUUGUCUAUGGGAUUAUCUGCUAAGCUGUACAGCACUGUUCAUCGGUAUAAUCAACUUGAAGAAUCGUUGGAAGAAAUUGCCGCAAACUCCAAAGAUGUAAAAUUGACUUCACAGCUUCAAGCACUAGAACCUCCAGUUGAAGACAUUAUCAACGAUCUGAAUGCCUCCGCUGAAGAAUGUCAGCGAUUGCUGAUAACAUUGAAAAAGAUACUCAACAAGGAUGACGAAAGUAUUCCAUUAGAAAUUGAUCCACGAUUCAAAGAGAAUUUAGAGCAGGCACUGGAUUCGGUUCCAAACGUGGAACGAAUUUUCUCUGAACAGGAUAAACCAUGUAUCAGAGAUGAGUUCUUCGCAGUGGAUGGCACUGAACAAGAUUGGUUGGACGAUGAUGAACAAAGAUCCCUUGCUUCUGUGGAUAAUUUGGAAAACAUCAAUUCAAAGAUUGUAAAGCGACACUUCAAACCGGUUCUGAAGCAGCUUCGGGAACGGAUCGAACCAAUUGGAGUUGAAUUCAAGGAACGAGAGAAGCGAGCACUAAAGGAUAAAGGAAUAGACGUUGAGAUUUCGGAGCAAGAGGAAGAAGAUGACGAGGAUGGUAGCUUAGAUCACGUACCUGUAAAGCGGACACUGUAUAGUAGUGACUCGGAAGACGAUCGAGAGGAGGAUGAACGAAGUGCAAUCAAGUUUCAGAGAAGCGUCCAGCGGUACGAUGACAUCCGAGGUUUUUUGGCUACAAAGGAGCAAAUGAAUAUCUUUGGGCUGAAACCAAUGACAAGCGUGGUUAACGAAGACGUGCUUGAGUAACAGUGAACCUGAGCUGAAUUUUACUGUUUUAUUUAUUGUAUGUUGAAUAAGGUCGUGUAGGGUACAAGCAAUAUAAAG
Molecule: messenger RNA, 2034 nt
Organism: Ochlerotatus camptorhynchus
Lineage: Eukaryota; Metazoa; Arthropoda; Insecta; Diptera; Culicidae
Gene: dind
Product: diamond
Exons: 3
Coding region: 265-1956 (563 amino acids)
Source: RefSeq, a predicted model, not a curated record